This is a messenger RNA of Pseudomyrmex gracilis, 5563 nucleotides long. Its product is annotated as nuclear RNA export factor 1-like. Gene Ontology annotation, molecular function: RNA binding; protein binding. Lineage: Eukaryota; Metazoa; Arthropoda; Insecta; Hymenoptera; Formicidae. Bases 121 to 2079 code for a protein of 652 amino acids. Gene Ontology annotation, biological process: poly(A)+ mRNA export from nucleus. Gene Ontology annotation, cellular component: nucleus; cytoplasm. The record is from RefSeq and is a predicted model, not a curated record. The transcript is spliced from 7 exons.
UCAGUCGUUUGAGCAACGUCCAGCUAGCGAUAGUCAGAGUGUUCAGAGAUUGUUGAGUAAGCGAUAUAGCCUUGCUGCUGCUUUUCCGAGUUUUCUUCAUUGUCCGAGUAUUUCGAGAAGAUGCCAAAGAAGACGAACAAGUGGAACUCCCGUGGAGGCCGCUCGGCGGACGACAAGCCCUACUUCGGUCAUGAUGAUCGAGUAGGAGGAAGAAUUAGUGGAGGUUCUCAUGGAGGUUCUCAUGGAGGUUCUCAUGGAGGUGUGAGAUCCAGAGUAGUUUCCUUCAAGACACAUAGAUUAAACAGAGAAAGAGAGAUAAUGAAUACCUUAGCGAUGUCGGGUUUCGAAGAAGAUAUCCCAAUGGUUGGUAGUAAUUCCAACAACAAUUCAAGGCAAGUUGUUGUUCGCGGAAAGGAUAAAAACAAAUGGAAUCGUGAUUGGAAAGAAGUUCGCCCCAUUAUGAUGAAAGGAUGGAUUAGUACAAAAAAUCGUUCUCCCCUUCCCCUCGCUGAGGGCAAUUGGUACAAAAUUAUCAUUCCAUACGGCCACAAAUAUGAUAAAGAAUAUGUAUUGAGAACAUUGUUGAAUUAUAUGACGCCCGAGGUCUUUAUACCGAUAAUGUAUAAGAUUACCGCUACCGAAGCUGUCUUUUAUGUUGAAAGUCAAAAGACUGCAAAUGCCUUACUGAAUUGUGACAGGAAGAUCACAAUGAAUGAUGGAUUCAAGUUACAAAUAAGAGCCAAACCAGGAUUCCCACGAUGCGAUAUUGAUGACAAGUUUAAAGAAAGAUUGAAACAAGCAAUGGCUAAAAGAUAUGUUCAAGAGACAUGUGCUUUAGAUUUGUCGAAGUUAUAUCAAGAUCCUGAUCUUGUUUCUGAAUAUUUUUGUGCUUUGUUUCGCCCUCAAAUGUUGACGGCUGUAUUGGAUGUUAUGGCUGAGUGUGUACCAAACCUGAAGGCAUUGAAUUUGGAAGGCAAUAGAUUACAGAAUUUCGACAGACUUGCUAUAUUGUCGAAGAAGUUUCCGCAAUUGAAGAUUCUUUACAUUGGUGAAAAUCGUAUGAGAGAUAUUCACCAGUUGGAUAUGCUAAAGGACCUUAAGUUAGACGAGUUGAGAUUAGCUGGAAACCCUUGCUGCACUAAAUACAGAACGCGGACCGAUGAAUACAUUAGCGACGUCCGCAAACGAUUUCCCAAGUUGCUACGUCUGGAUGGCACGGAGCUUCCAAGACCUAUUGUUUUUGAUGUUGUUGAUGAAGAUAUUAACAAGAUACCGCCAACGCAAAGAAUGUUCGUUGGAGAUGAGAAAGCAAGGGAAGUUGCAAGCCAAUUUUUGCAACAAUAUUUUGCGAUAUUUGAUAGUGAUAAUCGACAAAGCCUGUUAAAUGCGUAUGAUGAACACGCAAUGUUUAGUAUGACGAUAACCACUUCUCACACAAAUAAGUUAAAUGGUUAUCUUAUGGAGAAUCGCAAUUUAUUCCGAAUAAAUGAUAAUGCAAGACGGCAAAAAUUGUUGAAGCAAGGCAGAUUACCUGUGGUAUCUUACAUAACGGAAAUGCCACGUACGAAGCAUUUACUGGAUACGUUUACAAUGGAUAUCACCCUUGCUACGCAAGCGAUGAUGUUUAUCACGAUAACUGGUUAUUUUCAAGAGAUGAAUACUAAGGAUCAGCCAAUUCGUUACUUCAACCGAACAUUCAUAAUUGUUUCGGUUGAAACUGGUGGAUAUUGUAUUCGCAAUGAACAGUUGCACAUCAGUCAACCGCCUGAGGCGCAGGUGAGGCAACUGGUUCAGCAAUUGAAUCAGCAAUUGAAUCAGCAGCAAAGUCAGCCGGCGCAACCAUCCGUUGAACCGGAGAAGUCUUCAGAAAUGACUCCUGUAAUGAGCGAAACAGAAGUCACAAAUGUGGAAGAGAUAAAAAAACAGAUGAUUGUGAAUUUGAGCCAGCAGACGAAUAUGAAUAUGGAAUGGAGCUUGAAAUGUUUACAAGAGACGAAUUGGAAUUAUGAUAAUGCAAUUUCUGCGUUUCAAGAAUUUUUCAAUCUUGGACAAAUACCAUCCGAAGCGUUUGCAAAAUGAAACAGCUCAUUAUAAUGUAAGUACAUAAUCUCGUCACUGUGAUAAGCAUUGUCACUUGAAAGAUGUGGCUCUUCGUUCCACAUUCAUAUUUGUAUAUCUAGAAAUGUAAGAGAAUAGAUAGUCUUACAUUUCUCAUAUCUAAUCCUCAGCAUUACUGUUACUAUUUCUUUUUGCCAGUAUUAUAUUGCAUCACUGGCAUUACUAUCAUAAGUUUUUUCAUUCAAAAAAAAAAAGUACAAAACAUAUAGAAUAUAGAAUAUGUUAGGUUAAGAGCAUUCCAAAAACCCAAAAAAAAUUAAAAAAAAAAAACAUUGAAAAAACCCCAAAAAAAUAUGUUAGAUUUAAAUCAUAAAAAUUUAAGUAACCACUAUAUGAACUAAUCAACAUAUGGAUUUUUAAAGUAAUCAAUAUAUGAACUCUUUUUUGAUAAUUGAUUUAUUAAAAACUUGGAAAUUUGUUAAAAUUUAUACGCAUUCCAAAACUGAAAUUAGAGUUUUUGACUGCAUGGUUUUUAACAAAUUCCCAAGUACAAAUUAUUCGUAUAUAUAUAUAAUUUUAUUUUUACUGUUUAAUGUUCUGUUUAAUGACAUUAAUGAAAAACAUCUUGAAAAUUACUAGAAUUCAUUUUUGCAAAAGUUCAUAACGUCAAACAAGUGUGCAAUAAAAUUGUAACAAAAAUUUUUGGGGUAUGAUGAAAAAACACAAAUUUAUUUCUAUAUUUCGUUUUGAAAUAUAUGAUGAAAUAUUGAAAGUGUACUGAAAAAAACUCCCCAAAAAUAACGAUUUUUAUGCUAAAUUUAUAAACUAUUUUAUACACAAAAUAGUUUAUACUAAUUUAUAUUACAUACUACAAAUUUAUAGUGUUUUCGUUGAUGUCAUUUAUAUUAAUUAGCGAACGAUACAAAAGUAUUAUUGAAGGGGAAAAAAAAAACAGUUUCUAAGGAAAUUCUUCUAACUUGCAACAAACUGGAUUUUUAUUUAUCGAUUCAUUUUGGAUUACUGAUACAGAUGGUGAUGAUAGUUGUUCGUUACUUGCAAGUUUGAUCGCUAAAGGUUUUAAGAUGCUAAUUUAUACUUGUUUUUCCGUCUGACAUCUUGAUUAUUAGCGAAAGGAUCUGUCGAAUUGAUGAAUACUCAGUUAUGUUUUUUUUAUACGUGAAAUAGAAAACUAUAAAUAGAAAUAGGACACAACCAAAGACUUAUUAGUCUCGAAAGGAGUAUAGAGAGGAUUGGAUCCUAAAUUUUUCAAGAUUUCCGGCUGGAGAAAUCAUGUAUAAUUAGCAGCAAGUGUAAAUAACUUCAAUCAAAUAGCUCAAACGAACAACUAUUAUCACGUUUAGUAACGACCGAAAAUUAAUCACUAAAUAACUUGUUGCGCUUCAAAAAAAAAACUCCUUAUAUGUGUGUGUUUAUUUGUAUAAAACAACAAACUUUAUAUUUUGUGUGCUAUUAUUUUAAGUAAUAUUUCUAUUUUGGUACGAUUUAAACUUAGUAGAAAAUGUUUGUUGUUUAUAUCACAAAGCGAUAAAAUUUAAUUUUGCUUGCGAUAUCAAUAUAUAUUUAGAAUAUAAUUUUACUUUGUAAAAAGUAUUUUGUGAUAUGUAACAAAUUAAAAAGAUAAAUUGUUUCUUAUAAAUUGUGCAAAGUAUAGGCCAAAAAAAAAGAAAUACUAAUGCGGGAAGCGAUAUUUUUAUACACAUACAAUGAUGUUACAUAUAUUAUAAAAAAAACUUAAAUAUUAACAACUUUAUAGACGAGACAAAGAUAUGUUGAACCUUUUUUUAAGCAAAAAAAGUUAAACAUGUCCUUGUCUUCUAGGAAGAAAAGCAACUCGAGACGUUCCAUAAGGGAAAUUUUGAUAUAACAGUGUUAUAUUUGAUGAAGAAAGGAGUAGAAUGGUGUCUGUUUGUCAAUAGACUACUGAAAGUUUUCAAUUUGUACUUAUAAAAAAAACAAAGCAUCUUGCAUUAUAAUUAUCUAACAUCAUUGUGUGCAAUUGCGACCUAAUUUUUAUUUGUUUUACGUUGAACAAAAAUACAGGUCUUUAUAUAUUUUAAAGUAGAUUAAGAAGUAUAUAAAGCGAGAGUAAACGAAUGAGAUUUACGUUUGAAGUUUGCUAAGUUACAAUAAUAAAAUGGUGCUAUGAAAUACAAUGGGAAACACAUUGUUGAGAAAGUGUAAGAUGAUUUGUACAUAUAUAUAUAUAUAUAUUGUAAAGUCUGUUUUGAAUUUUUUAAAAUCAUAUAAAAUAGCACCAUAUAAAGAAAAUGUGCGGGUCUUCUCGAUUAAAAAAUUAAUAUGGACAUGUCAAACAGGGUUAAAUUUAUACAUUUAUGUGAGCCACAACUUAUUCGAUUGAUAAUAAUCUCGACGAUAGGUUUAUAUAAUUUUUUUUUUUUUUUAAUAUUUAGUGAUUUAAUAUUUAUGUUGCGCGCAAUGAGAUGUGUAUUAGCAUAUGUGAAGCAGAAGAUUCAGUAUGGAUUGUAUCUUACUGCGAAUAUACAUUCCACUGCAUAUACACAUCAACGAAACGAUGACGAAGAAAGGAGAGAGUUUAUAAAGUUUUCAACUUCAAGAGAGAUACACGUGAGCUUUUACGUCCGUUGGGACUUGAGCAAGUAUAAAUCACGUUCUUCAAGGGAAACGAACGGGUAGCAGUUCGUAUCCCAAAUAUCGAGUUGAUGUUCGUUUAUUGAAAAUGGGAGAGCUAAUGAGAGCAUCGCAGUUUCUUCGGAAGAUAACGAGGUACGGAUGCACAAAGUUGUGCAUUUUGUGCUGCACAAACAGUUAUAAGUUUGCUUGCAGCACCUUUACGUCCCUCCAGCAAUGUAUGCAGUUUCGUGUCGCUGCGAUGGCAAUAAUGUGUCUGCAUUUCAUCAGUUCUAUUGGACCAGAAGAUAAUAUUUAUUCUACGUUUAUUUAGAAGAAACAGAUCCGAAUUUUAGUUUGUGAUUUUUUUAAUAAUUUGUAUAUUCUUAAAUCGCGUACCGUGAAAUUUCGAUUAGCGCGUGUAUAGUUUUGAUAGACAAAAUAAGAGGAGGAAUAAUUUGUGCUCACAUAUUUGUAUAUACACAGCGAUAGUUUUAAUCACAAAUAUAGCAUGUAUAUUUUGACGUUUAGAUGAUGAUACACGCAAUUACAGUAUCAGAUAUAUUUGUAUUCAAAGACUCAUAAAUGUACAUACUGGUGUGACAAAAAACAUAUUACUUUUUUAUUUUACAUGUGAAAAUCUCUUCGUUUCGAUUUAUAAAAACUUGUAUGAACGAUGAUUGCGUCUGUAUGAGUAUUGAUCAUUUGUAAAUGUUGUAUGAACAUUACCAUUGUUUUUCUUACAAGAAAAAAUUGUAAUAUUGUGAUGUAAAUAUAUAUACAUUAUAUAUAUGUAAAUAUACGAUACGGUAAAUUUUAUAUAGAUGUUAUAUAAAAAUUCAUUAUACCGCCGUUGUAUAACUCUCUGAUAAGAAUAAAAGAAUAUUUUUAUGUA